Talaromyces rugulosus is the source of this 1383-nucleotide messenger RNA. RefSeq lists its product as uncharacterized. The coding region runs from base 1 to 1383 and encodes 460 amino acids. The record is from RefSeq and is a predicted model, not a curated record. NCBI's taxonomy places the organism in Eukaryota, Fungi, Ascomycota, Eurotiomycetes, Eurotiales, Trichocomaceae. Gene Ontology annotation, biological process: phosphatidylethanolamine biosynthetic process. Gene Ontology annotation, cellular component: mitochondrion. Gene Ontology annotation, molecular function: phosphatidylserine decarboxylase activity. The transcript has a single exon.
AUGGCGUCCACAGCAGUCCAGGUGCCUCCCCGAGAUCCGUGGUCCUCCAAAGACUUUGGAGCCAUCGAUAAGUGGCGGGCCAACGUCAUCAAAAAAGCUGCGGUCCGUCCCGCAUCCGAACUGGACCCCGUGGUUCUAAAGUUCCUUGACUUGCUGCAAAACAAGGAACUAGGUCUGGGGGAUCUGGCGAAUAAAAUGCUCAACGAAGUCCCCUCGACCCCGACGUAUGAUUUCGAUCCAAGUGGCGAAUUUGGCCGCAUGUCCGAUUAUCAACAAAUGGUCCAGUGCAUUAACCAGAUUCUGUACACCGCGCCGUCUUGGGACCUCCCUGCGUAUAAAGUCGGCUUGAUUGGGGUCCCUUUCAAUGCCCUCUUCAACUGGCCCAUGGCAACCGAAAGCGGGUACAGGUUCUUCAAAAACAGCAAGGUCAACGCCUGCCUGAAGGAUAUUCUCCAAGCCCACGGCAUGUACCUUCGAUCUCCGAAUUCCAAGUCGGUUCUCCCAUCCUGGUUCACGGAUGAGCCUCUCCAGAUCAUGACCGCAAAGGCCUCCCCAUGUUGGCCCGAUGGCGUAAAGAAAACUUUCAAGGACAUCUACGUCUGCACUCCCAACGACCCAACAAAAUGCUGGGGCUUUAAGUCCUGGGACGACUUUUUCUCUCGCGAACUCCGUAAAGGUGUCCGGCCAGUCGACAAACCAGACAGAAACCACGAUCCGUUCGAGUCUAGCAAGGCAGUUAUUGCGAAUGCCUGCGAGUCUGUGGUGUACCGGUGCCAAGAGAAAGUGCAGAAGAAAGAUCAAUUCUGGCUCAAAGGACAGCCAUACUCGCUAGCCGAUAUGCUAAAUUUUGAUGAGAGUGUUGACACAUUUGUCGGGGGAACAGUCUACCAAGCAUGGCUCGCUGCCGAAUGUUACCAUCGAUGGCACUCUCCGGUCACCGGGACCGUGAAGAAAAUCGUCCACGUUCCUGGAACCUACUUUUCGGAGCUGCGAGGAUAUGGCUUCCCCGAGGUAGCAGGCGACCCGAAUAUCCCUGAUCCCUCAGGUCCGAAUCUUUCCCAGCGAUACAUCACUGCCGUGGCAACGCGAGCCCUUAUCUUCAUCGAAGCUGACAACCCUACCAUCGGACUUAUGUGUUUCAUUGCAGUGGGGAUGGACGAGAUCUCAAGCUGUCAGGUCACAGUGAACGAGAACCAGUCAGUUAUGAAGGGAGAUGAACUUGGAAUGUUCCACCUCGGAGGAUCAAGUCAUUGCUUGGUCUUCCGGCAGGGCGUGCAUCUGGCCUUGACGAGAGCCGCUCAACCCCCGUACAGCGACACCGAAUUUGAUAAACAUACCAUCAUUCCAGUGAAUUCGUGGCUCGCAUACGCCCAACCAGCGUGA